Molecule: messenger RNA, 2541 nt
Organism: Achroia grisella
Lineage: Eukaryota; Metazoa; Arthropoda; Insecta; Lepidoptera; Pyralidae
Exons: 10
Coding region: 1-2541 (846 amino acids)
Biological process (GO): G protein-coupled receptor signaling pathway; proteolysis
Cellular component (GO): membrane
Molecular function (GO): G protein-coupled receptor activity; metallocarboxypeptidase activity; zinc ion binding
Source: RefSeq, a predicted model, not a curated record
AUGAAUUUAAAUAAUUCAGAUUUCAAAUCAAACGUAACAUUGGACCAAGUGAUGGAGUACUUUAAUUUGAGUAUAACAAAUAUAACGAAUAAGAGUGACGUGUCACAAAUUCACCUGUUCGAUUUAUAUGAGGCGUAUAGUACUAAAGAGAAGGAACAAUUACUGACUUACCAGAUCGUAGCGUACGUUCUGGGGACAUUAAUAAUUUUAAGUAAUUUGGUUGUAGUCGUAUCCAGUGGACUGAUAUUAAAGAAAGGUCAGCAACACAAGAGCACAUAUCUCUUGCUUGGUAACGUGUCACUUGCAGAUACUAUUAUUGGUAUCUCAAUCAUCUUUGGCGCCACAAUGGACAAUAAUAUAAACUCUGAUCCUCUGUGUAUAUUCCAACUAGGUUUGCUAGUGUGUCCUACGAUGGUAUCAAUUUUUAGCGUCGGUUUCAUAGCCGUGGAUCGAUACAUUUACAUACUACAUGGGUUAUAUUACCAGAGAUGGUUCAACACUACCAGAGUGAGAAUCGGCAUUCUGUGCAUAUGGAUCAUAGGUAUCACCCUCGGUUUCAUGCCACUUACCGGAUGGGUAACCAGAGAACUAAACAAUGCUCCGUGUGUCUACAUCGCUGUGUACCCUAGCACAUUAAUACUAUUUAAUUCUUUCAUUAGCGUCAUCCCUAUAAUACUUGUCGCGAUCUUGUACACAAUCAUUUUAAUUAAAGCUUUAAAGAAUUUAACAAAUUUAAAGACCGCGGAGAAAAAUGUAAAGACAAUAACAAAAACAAAAGAAAAACCUAAAUUAAGAAUUUAUCGCGGCAAAAACAAAUUAACUAAUACUGUUUCAGUUAACUAUCCACUUAGGAGUAACAUGAACAAGUUGGAAAGAAGUGUUUCAUUUAAUACAAACUAUGUCAAUGAAAAUUUACACAAUGUACAAAAGAGUGAAUGUUCAAAAGCCAAAAGCAUCGAUGAUCUCACUGUUUCUAAUGGAAAUAUUUCUGAAACUCUCAAAUGCGAUAAGACAAAGCAAAUUGAGAGUGAUCUAAACCAAUCAGAAUUUAGUAUACACACGGUCGUAUCAACUUCUUCGGACCGCAAUUUGUCUUUAAGUAGUCUUACAUUGAAACAAAAGAAUGGAUUUAAAAUUACAAACCCUAAAGCUAAGGAGCCAAAUAAAUGCAGAGCAGUGACUGUAGUGAUGUUAACUUCAUGUAGUUUCAUAGCAACGUGGAUGCCGUUUUUUAUAAUUAUGAUAUUUUGUAUAUGCCAUUCAUUAGUGAAAAUGGGUCGACUACUGGGGUCUCUCCUAUUUCUAAUAGCGGCAGUUUAUGCUCGCCAUGAGCAAUAUGAAGGCCACCAAUUGUAUAGAGUGGGUGGCCCGGCUGACGAAAUAGCAUAUUUGGAAGCAAGUUUAGAUCUAAUAUCAAUUACCCCAGCAGAACGUUCUAUUUCUGGUAAACUUGAAGUUCUGGUAAGACUUUCUCCUGAAGUAAAGGAACAAUGGCUACAAUAUUUUGAUGAAAGGAGUAUGCCGUAUACGAAAAUAGCUGACAAUCUUGCAGAUAUUCUUCGGGACGAAGAAACCAAGAUUCAAAGUGCAAAGGCAGCUGCAAAACAAAAAGGACGUUCGAUCAGUUGGGACACCUACUAUAACUACGAAGAAAUCAAUGCGUAUAUAGAUGAAUUGGGCGCUGAAUAUCCUGAGUUAGUGACCGUCAUCAACGCUGGUUUGAGUUACGAAGGCCGCCAAAUCAAAUAUGUCAGAAUUUCCAGUACAGGUUUCGAAAAUCUUCAAAAACCCGUAAUCAUCAUCGAUGCAGCCGUUCACGCCAGGGAAUGGGUCACAACACCUGUAGCUUUAUACAUCAUUAACCAGCUGGUAGUUGAUAUCGUUGACAGACAACUCACGAAUGAGAUCGACUGGAUUAUCAUUCCUUUGGCCAACCCUGAUGGCUACGAGUUCUCUAUAGAAGUAGAUCGUAUGUGGCGUAAGACUAGGUCAUUGGUCCCCCCGAACACUGAAGCCUGUCCUGGCGUUGACGGCAACCGCAACUUCGACCACCACUGGGGGACGAACAGCGCGGCAGCAAACCCUUGCGCCAUUACAUUCGAAGGACCAAGCGUAUUUUCCGAACCAGAAAUCCGCAUCAUCAGAGACGUAGUUUAUCAACAGCUCUCUCGGGCCUCACUGUAUAUUUCACUGCACAGUUUUGGCAACAUGUUCCUAUAUGCUUGGGGCAAUAAUGGUACUCUGCCGUCGAAUGGUUUAAACCUUCAUCUCGCCGGCGUUACCAUGGCUACGGCCAUUGAUGAACUAGCCCUGAAUGAAGCCCCAAGAUACAUCGUGGGUAAUGCUGCCAACGUGUUGUAUUUCACCACCGGCACAUCCCGCGACUGGACUCGCUCUGUUGGAAUACCGCUCACAUACACUUUAGAGUUGCCCGGCUACAGUUACGGUUUCCUCGUUCCACCGGAGUACGUUGAACAAAUCGUGACAGAAACCUGGGAAGGAAUAGCUGCCGGUGGUCAUUUUAUUCUCUCUGAUUUAUAA